AGGGUUCUAGCAACCAUCCCCCUCAAAUCACCACUAAUUUCCAUCACCUUCAUAUAUUUUCCAACUUAUCAUCCACCUGCAAUCAUUCAUAUUAUGUAAAACAAUAUCUCAAUGGCAAGAAACCCUGCAACUCGUCUUCUCCGCAUAUGUUCUUCACAAUAUAAUCUUUCAAAGGUCAGAUUUUUCCAAUCUUACAAUCCAUCUUUUUCACUUUGCAAUGAAAUUCAUCAUCAUUCCUCACAAACCCACCAAUCUUUUUCCUUUUUUCACCCGAAAACACCCAAAUUUAUUCUAUUUUCCCCUUUAGGUUUAGACUCUAGGGUUCAUAAUUUCAAUAGCAGAUUGUAUUGUACUCAAGAAUCCACGGAUUCUCCUGUGUUAGAACUUGUUGAAGAUAAUAAUCAUAAUCAUAAUCAUAAUGUUAAGAACAAGAAAAAGAAGGAUGAUGAUCAUGAUCAUGAUCAUGAUCAUGAUCAAGUAUCUGCAUCACAUGUUGCAAAUGUUGAUCCUGUAGAACUUUACCGUAGGCUUCGUGACGGUCCGGUUGCAAGAAAUUUAGGUGUAGAGCAAUGGGAACAACUUACAGAAAUUUUCAGGUGUUUUGCGAAGUCGGGUUGGGCUUCGAAUCAGGCGUUAGCCAUAUAUAUCGGUGCUUCGUUUUUCCCGACUGCUGCGCAUAACUUUAGGAACUUUUUCUUUAAGAAAUGUGACGAUGAGAUUGUCGAGCACUUGUUGUCGUUGGGUGCUGGUAGUGAGUCCGAGAGGUUUUUGUUUCCGAUAUUUGUUGAGUAUUGUUUGGAAGAGUUUCCGGAUGAGAUUAAGAAGUUUAGGAGUAUGAUUUCGUCUGCGGAUUUGACGAAACCCGAGACGUGGUUUCCGUUUGCUAGAGCGAUUAAACGUAAGAUCAUAUAUCAUUGUGGCCCAACGAAUAGUGGUAAAACGUAUAAUGCGUUGCAAAGGUUUAUGGAAGCGAAAAAGGGUAUUUAUUGUAGCCCGCUUCGGCUUUUGGCUAUGGAGGUUUUCGAUAAGGUGAACUCGUUAGGUGUGUAUUGUAGUUUACUUACGGGUCAAGAAAAGAAGUAUGUUCCGUUCGGGAAUCACACUGCUUGCACGGUUGAAAUGGUUUCUACCGAAGAGUUGUAUGAGGUGGCGGUUAUUGACGAGAUUCAAAUGAUGUCGGAUGUGUAUAGAGGAUACGCGUGGACCCGGGCUUUGCUCGGUUUGCAAGCCGACGAGAUACAUUUAUGCGGGGAUCCAAGUGUUUUGGAUAUCGUCAGAAAAAUUUGUCAAGAAACCGGUGACGAGUUGAUCGAAAACCAUUAUGAAAGAUUCAAACCGUUAGUGGUCGAAGCUAAAACCUUGUUAGGCGACAUACGAAACGUCCGUUCUGGUGAUUGCGUUGUUGCGUUUUCGAGACGCGAGAUUUUCGAGGUGAAGUUAGCUAUCGAAAAGCACACGAAUCAUAAAUGUUGUGUUAUUUACGGUGCAUUGCCACCUGAGACGCGUAGACACCAAGCUAACUUGUUUAACGAACAAGGUAACGAGUACGAUAUAUUGGUUGCAAGUGAUGCCGUAGGAAUGGGAUUAAACCUUAAUAUACGACGUGUGGUUUUCUAUAGUCUUUCGAAGUACAACGGCGAUAAAAUUGUGCCCGUUCCCGCAUCACAAGUGAAGCAAAUCGCAGGUCGGGCCGGGCGUAGAGGAAGUAUUUAUCCUGACGGGCUUACAACCACUUUACAUUUAGACGAUUUAGACUAUUUAAUCGAAUGCUUACAAAAACCGUUCGGUGAAGUUAGGAAAGUGGGCCUCUUCCCAUUUUACGAGCAAGUCGAGUUAUUCGCUGGACAAAUCGCAAACGUUACGUUCUCCCAAUUACUUCAAAAAUUCGGUGAAAAUUGCCGUUUGGACGGAUCGUACUUUUUGUGUAAACACGAUCAUAUAAAAAAGGUCGCUAACAUGUUGGAGAAAGUUCAAGGACUCUCUCUUGAGGACCGGUUUAACUUCUGUUUUGCUCCCGUUAACAUUCGGGAUCCAAAGGCGAUGUAUCAUUUGUUAAGAUUUGCUCAGUCGUACGCUCAAAACGUGCCGGUUAGUUUAGCUAUGGGGAUGCCGAAGUCGUCUGCUAGAAACGAUACGGAGUUGUUAGAUCUCGAGAGUAAGCAUCAAGUUGUAUCAAUGUAUCUAUGGCUGUCGAAUCACUUCAAGGAGGAAAAGUUUCCAUACGUCAAGAAAGCUGAGGCUAUGGCGACCGACAUUGCGGAGUUGUUAGGCCAAUCGCUUAUUAAAGCUAACUGGAAACCGGAGUCGAGAAAUCAAGGGAAGAAGUCGAAUGAUGAUGAGGAUGGUUAUCAGCGGCCUAGAUCAAUGGUUAAGCUGCAAGAACGGAAAAGGCAAGAAAAAGAUUUAAAGUCUGUAGAGAAGCUGGAAACUUGUGAAUCUUAAGGUAGCUGGGGCCAUUGUAUCGAUUUGUUUCCCGUUAGAGGAGUUUCUUGUGGAUCUAACGGCAACUUGUUUACUACUAAAAUACAUCAUUUGCCCCCAACUGGGACGUAAACCCUCGCAACUUGGGAGAGAUAACACCUUAGGUGGCGACAUUAUGGAAGCGGUGGUUAUUCAGAAACGAGAAAGUGUUCAAGGGAACAUACGGGUCAAUUUUGGAAGCUAUUAUGGAGUGCACCUAUUUGUGGCUUAAAAAUAGAGCAAAUCUGGGGUAUCUUCUGUAUAAAAACUGGUGUAAUGUUGGUGCAGAUGCAAUUGUGGGGUAAACUGUGUAUAUGUUGCCUAGCAGUAUGAAAUAAAAUAUCUGGUUAAGACA
This is a messenger RNA of Helianthus annuus (common sunflower), 2815 nucleotides long. Its product is annotated as DExH-box ATP-dependent RNA helicase DExH18, mitochondrial. The record is from RefSeq and is a predicted model, not a curated record. Gene Ontology annotation, biological process: mitochondrial RNA 3'-end processing; RNA catabolic process. The transcript has 3 exons. Gene Ontology annotation, cellular component: mitochondrial degradosome. NCBI's taxonomy places the organism in Eukaryota, Viridiplantae, Streptophyta, Magnoliopsida, Asterales, Asteraceae. Gene Ontology annotation, molecular function: hydrolase activity, acting on acid anhydrides; ATP binding; RNA helicase activity. The coding region runs from base 112 to 2442 and encodes 776 amino acids.